Molecule: messenger RNA, 1305 nt
Organism: Fusarium fujikuroi IMI 58289
Lineage: Eukaryota; Fungi; Ascomycota; Sordariomycetes; Hypocreales; Nectriaceae
Product: related to alpha-methylacyl-coa racemase
Exons: 6
Coding region: 1-1305 (434 amino acids)
Molecular function (GO): catalytic activity
Source: RefSeq, a predicted model, not a curated record
AUGUUGACCAUGCGAAGAACACUUGUUGCCCCGCUUUGGCGCUCAGCAUUGAGCAGAAGAGGCAAUGCGACAGCAGCAACCCCAAGAUUGCCUUUAUCGGGAAUCAGAGUCUUGGACAUAUCUCGAGUCCUCGCUGGUCCAUAUUGCGCUCAAAUUCUUGGUGAUCUAGGAGCCGAAGUCAUCAAGAUCGAACAUCCAACAAGAGGCGAUGAUACGAGAGCAUGGGGACCUCCAUUUGCACCUUAUAAAGAUGGACGAGGCGGCGAGGGCGAAAGUGCGUAUUAUUUAUCGGUGAACCGAAACAAGAGAUCUGUAGCAGUCUCAUUCAAGGAAAAAGAAGGGGCAAAAUUGAUCCAAACGCUCGCCGCCAAAGCCGAUGUCAUCGUCGAGAACUACCUGCCCGGAACUCUAAAGAAAUACGGACUCGACUAUAACACCCUUGCCAAGACCAACCCCCGACUUAUCUACGCGAGCAUAACUGGAUAUGGUCAAACAGGUCCAUAUAGCAGUCGUGCAGGUUUUGAUGUCAUGGUCGAAGCUGAAAUGGGUCUGAUGCACAUCACGGGUCCACGCGAUGGACCACCAGUCAAAGUCGGCGUUGCGGUGACUGACCUAACUACUGGGUUAUAUGCGGUCAAUAGCAUUCUUGCAGCUGUUAUCGAGAGGAGUCACUCUGGGCAAGGACAGGCGUUGGAUGUGUGCCUGAGCGAUUGUCAAGUUGCGACCCUAGCGAACAUGGCACAAUCUGUGUUGGUAACGGGGAAGAGAGAUGGUGGACGAUACGGAACAUCACAUCCAUCCGUCGUACCAUACCGCGCAUUCCGCACCAAAGACGGCGACAUCUUGAUCGGCGGGGCCAAUGACCGACUUUUCGGCGUUUUGUGCAAAUGUCUUGGUCAAGACGAUUGGGCAACGGACGAACGCUUCUCUACAAACUCUGCGCGAGUAGCGAAUAGGGAUGUACUCGAGCGUAUGAUCGAAGAUAUCACGAGUUCUAAGCUAUUGAAAGAAUGGCUCGAUAUCUUUGAGGGUACGGGUCUCGCGUAUGCAAAGAUCAAUGAUAUCAAGGACACACUGGAGCACUCACACGUGGUGGCGAGGGAUAUGAUAAAAGAGAUUGAACAUCCUGCAUGUGGCCAGCUGAAGGUGCUUAACAGCCCUGUCAAGUACUCCAGAACCCAACCUUCGAUCAGGACGCCGCCACCUUUACUGGGUGAGCAUACAAAUGAGGUAUUGAGAGACGUACUGGGGUUGGACACAGCUGAGAUCGAAAGGCUAAGAGACAAGAAGGCCGUCGGUGGAUAA